AUGUCGAGUGAAUGUCGAGCCUGUCAGGUGCUUUGUGGAGAUGAGACUGCUCAGGUGAUCCUGUGUUUGCAAGAGUCGCAGUUGACCGAUUCCGUUCAGCCGGGCAAGGUUCUGGCUGCAAGGAACUCUUCGAUAAGGAUGGUGGAGGGGUUCAUGCGCUUGACCAUCGAUGAAUUGGGCAAGCUUGACGUUGAGGUCAAGAGCAUCGAAAAGAUUGGGAAGACCAACCUCUCGCAGAUUGAGUACGAGCUUGUGGAGACAUAA
This is a messenger RNA of Durusdinium trenchii, 264 nucleotides long. Lineage: Eukaryota; Dinophyceae; Suessiales; Symbiodiniaceae. The record is from the annotation of a GenBank genome assembly.